Molecule: messenger RNA, 1455 nt
Organism: Plasmodium fragile
Lineage: Eukaryota; Apicomplexa; Aconoidasida; Haemosporida; Plasmodiidae
Exons: 1
Coding region: 1-1455 (484 amino acids)
Biological process (GO): phenylalanyl-tRNA aminoacylation
Cellular component (GO): cytoplasm; mitochondrion
Molecular function (GO): ATP binding; tRNA binding; phenylalanine-tRNA ligase activity
Source: RefSeq, a predicted model, not a curated record
AUGGUGCUGCCACUGCCCAAACUCAUUCAGUCCAAUGAAGGGAGAGUGUUAUACCAUGUUGCAAACCACCCAAUAAGGACAGUAAAAAAAAAGAUAGAAGAUUUCUUCAAAUACGAAGCCUUCGAUAACCUCAACAGUGACAUCAGUGUGAAGCAAAACUUUGAUGAGCUCUUCGUGCCGCUCACACACCCCGCUAGGAACAUAAGAGAUACUUUUUACUUAAGUGAAAAUUACGUAAAACAUUUUUCUACUCUACAUAAUGAUCUGUACACUCCCCUAGAGAAUACCAAUGGAAUUUAUAAAUACUACUUAGCCACGAAAUUCGUGCCCCAUAACAAGGUCCUGCUGAAAAGGACACAUAUGACCGCGCAUUUACCUGACCUGUUAAGGCGAAAUUACAAAAAUGUUAUAUACACGGGAAGUGUCUACAGAAGGGACGAAAUUGAUAGAUUUCACUUUCCCAUUUUCCAUCAGACCGAUGGAUUUCUGAUCCGCCCUAAUAAUUUUGAUGUCGAAAAGGAUUUGAAGAGAAACCUUGAACAGCUGAUUCGCUACUUGUUCAAUGCCUCUGAUAUAAAAAUGAAAUGGGAUGGUAACACGUCCUUCCCCUUUACCGACCCGUCGUACGAGCUCUACAUCGAAGGGGCAUCGUCAGGGGCAAUCAACACGACUCGAGAUGGCAACGAGGAUGGUGGUUCAGGCACCUUAUAUGGACAGUCUCCUAGUGAGGAACCCCGCUGGGUGGAAGUCCUAGGGUGCGGGAAAAUCAAAAAGGAAGUCAUCACCAUGGCCCUGCACGCGGAAGAUAUACGCCAAAUAAUAGAGGACGAGAUUGCCCGCCAUGACAGGGGCCUCCUGGGAGAGCUCCAAUCGAUUGAGGAGGCAGUGACUAGGGCCAUCGCGAACGAGACCGCCGCGGAGUGGAUCGCGCCCAACUUGGCUACCCCCAAGGAUAUCCUGGACAAACUCUGCAGCGCCCCCCUCAACAACCGAAUUGAAGAUCAAAUGAACAAAUUCUUAAAAACGAUUAGGUACCAAGGAUGGGCCUUCGGAAUCGGACUUGAACGACUAGCCAUGCUGCUCUACCACAUCAACGACAUACGUUUAUUUUGGAGUAACGACAGCAGAUUCAUAAAUCAGUUUAAGGAAGGCCUAAUAACCACAUUCCACCCCUUCAGUAAUUUCCCUCCUGUGGAAAAGGACAUUUCCUUUUAUGUCACCAGUCAAUUUAAAGAAGAUUUAUUCUUUCAAAUUUGCAGAGAUGUAGCUAGCGAAAAUAUAGAACAAGUAAAAAAAAUAGAUUCCUAUCACAACCCCAAGAACAAUCAAACGAGUGUCUGUUAUAGAAUAACUUACCGCUCCCACACACAGAACCUUACCCAUAAGGCUGUAAAUGAGCUGCAAAGUAAAAUUAUCCAAAUGUUGGUGAAGCAGUGUGCAGUGACCAUCCGGUAA